Molecule: messenger RNA, 2616 nt
Organism: Rhizoctonia solani
Lineage: Eukaryota; Fungi; Basidiomycota; Agaricomycetes; Cantharellales; Ceratobasidiaceae
Exons: 6
Coding region: 1-2616 (871 amino acids)
Source: RefSeq, a predicted model, not a curated record
AUGAAAAAACUGCACGAUACCGAUACUACCUUUCGUCAUAUUCCAACAGAAUACGACAGCUGUGGCCUAGGACGGGAUGAUCCUGUUUGGUUACGAUAUAUCACUGAAUCCAAUAAGUGGGAUGCGCAGUUGGUUGAGGGUUGGAAUAACUUCUUGAUGGAAGGAUGUAAGCGCUUGCAGAAAGACCAUCAGGAAACUAUUGCAGCCGGAAUACCGAUCAUUGUCAAUCUUCUGCAGGCCAUUGCUACAAAUCAGCCCCCUUCCAUGGAAUUGAAUGCGACAUUGCCUUUGAACGAUUUUAAGCCCAAAAAAGCUGAUAUCAUAAUUAACGCUAUGUUAGUGAAGCAAUGGGGAGAAGGCUAUCGGCACGGUCAUGAUUUAUCUACGCCAUGUGUACAAGCACGGGUCCGUCAAGCCCGGUACGACGAACUAAAACGCUGGAGGACAGAAGAUGUUGCUUUGGCUUUACCAGUAUUGAUGCAUACCGCACUUGCUGACGAACACAGCCCAGUCCAAUCGCUACCAUGUCAUCAGAAGGAGAAGAACCGCUCCGAAACAACCAAACCAGAUGAUCUCACAGCUCGAGCACUGGAAUGGUUGAUAGGGCACUCACAAAACAAAACUUCCAUUGACAUUGCUAUUCGGGCCAUUUCGGACCCCUCGCUAGACACAAAGCUCUGCAAGUACCUGGGGAAGGCCUUGCUUAUUAGGCUUGUUGCCCAAAAAUUCACCGCUAUCUUCAACGGAGCCCUGGAAGAGGGCGAAUGCGAUCCUAGCACUAUUAUCAUCCACGAUGCUCAAUUAAAAAAGGCAGCGUUGUAUGGGCAGGCGUUAACAAAUAUAACCAAACAUAUUUCCAUACAGACAAUUUCUCAGGAUGUUUUAAAAGGCUCCGCAGCACGACAUCACGUAGAUUCGGAGAGAAACUCGAUUGCGUUAAACAAGGAUCAAGUAAUCGCAGUUGAACGUGGACUUUUUUCAAUUGCUUUAAGCGAAAAUCCAGCCACAGCCAGUUCUGGAGUCACUUGUUUGUCGGCAUGGUACACCUCUACAAACCGCUCAUCUCAGAGCCGAGAGAAGUGGAAGUCGAUGUUGGCCCAGUUGAUUUCAAUUCUUUCGAAAACCAGGCAGCCUGGACGCAAUUGCCCCGAGCCCAUCUCAAUAGCUACAAAUCAAGCAGAGCCAGAAGGAACAGCCCAAAAAGGCAAAGAAAAAGAAGAAAAUAAGGGUGUUACGGACUUAACUAUGACCUUAGGAGCUGGUAUGAUUGAUCGUACCGUAAACGCUCUUCUCUUUGAGUUGGCAUACUGGCGGUGGGACUUGAGCAAACAGGAGAAAGGAGAAAUAUUUCAUCCUCUGCUGGGGCUCUUCUCCUCGUCUCUUCUCGACGGUUCAUCUCGGCCAGGAAUGUCUGCUGUCCUAGCUGUCAUGGGAAUUCUGUUUUCCGAAAAUCAAGAGUUCCUGGACGACAAACAUACAACCACAGAAGAGCACUGGGUCUCUGCUUCUGAUUACAUCUCAGAUACCAAUCUUGAGAUAGAUAACACUAACCAGGACAUAUCCAAGGAAGCCGGCUCGGGUCUAAUCCAUGCCCCAAAUGUUAAGAGGCGCUCUCUCAUAGCGCAAAAAAUGGCUCGCAUAAUAUCCAAUAAUCCUGACUACCUGCUUAAAUAUGCUGAUAGUUUACUCUUAAUUGGUCUAUCUGGGCUACUUGAUUCAAUCUCGGUCUUAGGACUGGGAAGCUUGACUCACCAGAUUGUCAAAAUUGUUACAAUCCAGCUAAACAGCAUGCCCGUUAUCUUUCAUUCUGGCCCCGUAUUGCUCCCCCACAUUCUCCCACCGACAACAGACCUUCGUUCACUUAUGGCAGAUGCCGUUACUCGAUGUCUGAGCCCAUCACCCUUUCAGGGCCCGUUGCAUCCUUUCCAAGAUGAAGACAAAGCACUAUUGCUGGAAUGUAUCUGGGACAAGAGCUAUUUAUUGUCGGAAUUUGGGCACCAGUUACUCACACCUAUCCUACAACUUCUCGAUCUGACUAGCACUCCACAGCUUAGUGGGCAAUGCCUAAACGCGUUGAACGAAUAUUUCUUCACAAAUACAAACCCUAAACACGAUGGCAUGAACACAAGGACGUACCGUGAUCCAGUGCCUGUAGACUGGGUGUUCUUUUUAUCUCUUAAUCUCCCGCUUAAACUAGCGGAGAUCAUGAAAGAAAGCGAAGAUCUCCGCUCAAAAGCUAUCGCGACCUUUGAUCAUUUCAUGCAGAUAAUACCAAGCACUUCCGAUUACCAGGGUAGCAAAUAUGCACAAGACAACCCAGGCAACCGGAUAUCCGAAGUUCUAAUUCAAAUGACAAGAUAUGGUACCCUUGGCGCAUUUGCCAAAGGGAUCCUGCACCGACGCGAGCGCCAGGAUCAGAAAAUGUGGAGGAGACUGCUCAUUGAUCUCCCUGAGUGGUUGAGUCGUGAAGGAGGCUCUGAUAACAGUCUAUUGGUGACCAAUUUACGCCAGUUUUGUUCCGAAAACUUUGAGGACCCGGUAUUGACGACGUUGGCAUUUGGACUGAACAAUGAAUUAGAUAAGAAGUUCACCGACCAGAGCCCAAGUUCAUCUUGA